Messenger RNA from Megalops cyprinoides (Indo-Pacific tarpon), 4478 nucleotides. RefSeq names its product uridine-cytidine kinase-like 1. The coding region runs from base 26 to 1660 and encodes 544 amino acids. The record is from RefSeq and is a predicted model, not a curated record. The transcript is spliced from 15 exons. NCBI's taxonomy places the organism in Eukaryota, Metazoa, Chordata, Actinopteri, Elopiformes, Megalopidae. Gene Ontology annotation, molecular function: ATP binding; kinase activity. Gene Ontology annotation, cellular component: cytoplasm.
UUUACGCGCUACAAGAGAUGAAAACAUGGCAGUGAAUGUGAGCCAAGUUGAAGUGCAGAUGCAACAAAAGGAGGAGGGCGAAGAAGAUGACCGUUCGAUAUCUAGAUCCGACAGUGGUAGUGGGGAGGAUUCUCUGGACAGUCUUUUGAGCCAUCGCUGUCCCCUCACACCUUCGCUGUCCCCACGGAAACGUACCACCAGCCAGAGUAAAACCGAACCCCCAUUGCUAAGGACCAACAAAAGGACCAUCUACACCGCAGGGCGCCCCCCUUGGUACAAUGUCACUGGGACCACCUUCAAAGAGGCUUUUGUCAUUGGACUGUGUGGUGGCAGUGCCUCUGGAAAAACCACUGUAGCCAAUAAGAUCAUUGAGGCUCUGGAUGUCCCCUGGGUAGUGCUUCUCUCCAUGGACUCCUUCUACAAGGUUCUGAGCAAAGAACAGCAGGAGCUGGCAGCCAGGAACGAGUACAAUUUUGACCACCCGGACGCCUUCGACUUCGAGCUGCUGGUGACGGUGCUGAGGAAACUGAAGAAGGGAAAGAGCAUCAAAGUGCCCGUGUAUGACUUCACCACCCACAGCCGGCGGAAGGAGUGGAAAACCGUCUACGGGGCCAAUGUCGUUAUAUUUGAAGGGAUUCUGGCGUUUGCCAACAAGGAGCUUUUGAAGCUGCUGGACAUGAAGGUGUUUGUGGACACAGACUCUGACAUCCGUCUGGUGCGGCGCUUGAAGAGGGACAUCACGGAGCGGGGGCGCGACAUCACGGGCGUCAUCAAGCAGUACAACAAGUUUGUGAAGCCAGCAUUCGAGCAGUACAUCGAGCCCACGGUGCAGGUGGCAGACAUCGUGGUCCCCAGAGGUGGAGAGAACUUUGUGGCUCUGGAUCUGAUUGUCCAGCAUGUCCACAGCCAGCUGGAGAAGAGGAAACUCCGCUGGGAUAUAUCGGCCCUGGCCUCUGCCCACCAGGGCCAGCCGCUUCCCGAGACCCUCAGCGUGAUGGAGAGCACCCCACAGGUGCGGGGCAUGCACACCAUCAUCAGGAAUAAGGACACUAAUCGGGAUGAAUUUAUUUUCUACUCUAAGAGGUUAAUGAGACUCCUCAUUGAGCAUGCCCUCUCCUUCCUUCCUCUAAAGUCUGUGUCUGUGGAGACUCCUCAAGGAACCGUUUAUGAAGGGAAGAGGCUCGGUGGCAAAAGGAUAACGGGUGUGUCGAUACUGCGAGCUGGGGAAACCAUGGAGCAGGCCCUCAUGGCUGUGUGUAAGGACAUCCGUCUGGGAAAGAUACUCAUCCAGACCAACCAUGACACCGGGGAGCCAGAGCUCCAUUACCUGCGUUUGCCCAAAGACAUCAGCGAGGACUAUGUGAUCCUGAUGGACAGCACGGUUUCCACAGGUGCUGCAGCCCUAAUGGCAGUAAGAGUCCUGCUGGACCACGAUGUGCAGGAGGACAAGAUCUUCCUGCUGUCUCUGCUCAUGGCGGAGAUGGGCGUGCACUCCGUGGCCUACGCCUUCCCGAAGGUGCGCAUCAUCACCACGGCCGUGGACAAGAAGGUCAACGACGAGUUCCACAUCAUCCCUGGCAUCGGAAAUUUCGGGGACCGCUACUUUGGAACUGAUGCCCCAUCAGACUGGUAUGAGAGUGACGAGGGGAUGGACUACUGAUGUCUACUGAGGGCUGAGGGGGGAGGGAGGCGCAAGCAGCACUUAGCCAUGUCUGAGCCUCAUGCAGCCCAUAGCUGCACAACACCGCCUUCAGCUGACAAACAUACAUCCCCUGAAGCAACCACUGUGCACCCUUACUCCAGGAAGCAGAUCUAUUCAUUUCCGAGGCAGAACCUAGGUUGCCCUCCAAAAAAGGAGUGAAUGCAAAAAUAGCUUUGCAAAAAAAAAACGCUUCCCCCACAAGACUUGUAAAUGUUUGCUGUUUCAUCCAGCUAUUUCUUUAGCAAAAAGGAAAAAGAUAGAUACUUGAUUUAUGAAUCGACAUGUUGACUGUUGCCCUGUAGUGAGGAGUUUUCUUUUUUUCCCUUUGAAAUUAGGGACGGUUUACAUUUAUCUCAACACUGAGAGCUUGGUUGGGCUAUUUCAGACAGCAUAGUCUGUGAUUCUGUAUGGUCAAGAGUGAUGUUUCAACUACAAAUAGAUUUACACUUAGGACGCUAGAGGACUCCCCUCCUUACCCAAGCAGUGGAUUUAUUUGAACAGUAAUGAGAUAGGAGGAAAGAAGUGGCGAUAGUGUGGCCCUGGGGGGCUGGAAUUGUUCAUUCAUGACGUAUUCUUAACACAAGCGGGCCAGAAUGAAGGACUGUGAAGAUCCGGAUGAGGUUAAGCAAUGGCCAUCCGGACAUUGCACCAAUGAACAAGUAUAAGGAAGUACCAUAUAAAGCCUGUUUUUGUGUAGUCUUUGCGCUGCCAGUAUUUUAGUGCUCGCACGUCUGUGGGAUGCCGCAGGACUUUGGAGUCAGCCAUUUGGGCUUUCUUUGAAAGGAGGCUUCCAUUUCAGAGUAGUUACUGCCUCAAAGAAGCGUAUGCUUACAGAGAGGUCAGGGUGACAAUAGCUGCGGCCAGAGGACAAGCGAGAGAGGUGGUUGUAGAAAAUUUCGUGUGAGUGUGAGUGUGAAAUGUUUUUCAACAUAUAUCUGAGGAACCUAACUAUGUAUUAAGUACAACUUGACUGUGGAUCCACCAUUUAGAUCAGUCUUAAAGGAUAAUUAAGAGUUCUGCACAUGGCCUGAUCAUUUGUUUCAUUUGAUAUCUUGUACUAUAGCCUGCUGUGCUGUUGCUUCAGAACUGAGGCUAUUCUCCUUUGAAAAUAUAAAGAAAGGGACUGCCACUUAAACAUUGUGUAUGUUUGGGGGUUUAGAUAACCGACUGUAAAGGGGAGUUGUAAUGGAAGCCGCCUUGCCCAAAGGACAUUACACUUUAUCAGCUGUCUGUGACAUUGUCCCCCCUUUUUGUGUACUGUAGAUGAAGCAAAGACUUUGUUCUAAUUAUUUUACUUUGCAGCCAAUAUUUCUGGGUUACUUGAAUUUUGCUUUUGCUGUAUAAAUUAUUUCUUCAUGUUUAUUUAAUGUUCUUAAGUAAAACUGUGUCCCCUGAUUCACUAAGGUUUAUACGCCACAAUAUGCAAUUUAUGUUUUUAAAAAGCCUCAGAAUUAGUGGAAAGUAACAUUCCUGUCUAAUUUGAUAAUUCUGAAAAUAUGCAUAAAUCAUUAGUAUCCUACUAUCUGGAAUUCACCACUCCCUUGCAUUUGGUGCUUUUUGUUGCUGAAAAACCCUUAGUGAUGAAGGGGUUUGUGUCUAAUCCUGCAUUUUGUCUUAAAAAGACUUGGCAGUUGUGUUAGAAUAUGCUUAGCAAGGUGGUAUUCAAAGGCAUUACAUCAACGAGAGGUGAGCAUACGCUAUCAUGCAGUAUGUAUUUAAAUUUUUUGAGUAUUCAACAAUGGCGCUUUGAGAGUCCUGUUUUAAUUGAUACUUGGCUUGCAAAGUCAAAUCUUAAAUAAGAAUAAAACUGUGCACAGAAGUAAAAUGCCAGAGGUAUGUGAAGACUCAUUGUGGAUAGCCUUAAGACUUGUCCUGUGCUUAGGAUAGAGGCCAUUUGGUAUGUGACUUCAUUUAUGAUUGGCAAAUGAAAUGAAAUCGCUGGGAACAGACCAAAACCUCUUAUGAACUGGAAAUAACAUCUCUGUCAUCAAAGCAAGUGUUGCGUGUGGGACCUGUGGGGUUGCGUUGCACAGUGACUGUAUUAAGAAAGAAAUGGAGAUCCACAGGAAGUGCACUCCUGUGAUCUUUAUGUAAGGCACUUAUAUUUCUAAGUUGUGUCGCUAUGUGUUGGACGAAAAUGUAUCUGGCAUUAGACUAGGGCUUUUUCAGUGCCGUAUUUCUAGUUCGUAUUGCCUUGACUGGACCUGCCAAAAUGUAUUUCAGUGAUUGCUCCCGUUUUGCACAACAAAGUGGGUUACAUAUUUAACACAGUGCCAUAAAUCAUGAUAGUUAUGUGUUGAGCAUGAAAGGCAACUAGGAUUGCCCCAUGGGAAUUUAAAACUCAGGGAAAGGGUUUGGUUAGAGUUUCUACCAAGCUAGCUUGCUACGAGUUUUAAUCUUGUGUCAGGCUCUUAAUUUUGGUCCAAAAAUCAAUCUAAGGUUGAGAUGACUACCUUCAAGUGGGGUUUGUAUGGACGUGCCAAGCAUUUAUAAAUGUCACGCUGGGUUCAUUUACUUUGUGUUUGGCGUGUCCAACAAAUCACACUUCCUGGGCUUAAUUGUGAAACACUUUAUGACUUUCUCCAUAUUUCCAUAUUUUAUUAAGAUAAUGUAUUGGGACCUAAGCUGAUAGUAGUGUAGAAAGGUUUUUUCUUUGACAUAUCUUAAAUUGCCAAGUCAGGUCUCAUGGUCCUCUUUUUUCCUCACAUUGUGAUAACCUGCUCUUGACCAGUAAGGCACCAGGACACAGUAAACCUGAACACUGAACUCUUACCCU